Messenger RNA from Microdochium trichocladiopsis, 1269 nucleotides. RefSeq names its product carbohydrate esterase family 8 protein. Gene Ontology annotation, biological process: cell wall modification. Gene Ontology annotation, molecular function: pectinesterase activity. NCBI's taxonomy places the organism in Eukaryota, Fungi, Ascomycota, Sordariomycetes, Xylariales, Microdochiaceae. The coding region runs from base 1 to 1269 and encodes 422 amino acids. The transcript is spliced from 2 exons. The record is from RefSeq and is a predicted model, not a curated record.
AUGUUGCCGACGCUGACGCUGUCCCUCGUCGGAGCGCUCCUUCCUGUCGUCGCGAGCGCAACGUCUCUCCUCCCGUUCUCGCUCCCAGCCCAGUCCUACGCGCUGUGCCAAAAGAAGACCAAGAACCCCCUCGCGGGCUGCCCUCCCCACACAAUCUACGUGAGCCAGACCAGCCACCCAGACGCGAAGUUCAGCACAAUCCAGUCCGCCAUAGCGUCCCUGCCCAACAACACAACCCCCCACGUCAUCCUCAUCGCGCCCGGGACAUAUACGGAGCAGUUGAACGUGACCCGGCCCGGGCCCCUCACUCUGCUCGGUGUGUCGGACCGACCAUGGCAGUCCAGGACGCUGGCCCCGGCGUCGUCUUCGACCUUUGACUACGACGCCCCGCUCCCGUCCAACGAGGUCCAGAUCUACUGGAACUCGGCCAACGUCAACAACAACCUGCUCCUCGACAACGUCUUCACGGGUGUCCUGACCAUCGGCCCCACGCUCAACGCGACGUUUACGGGCGCGGGGCCCAACGGGUGGCCCGUGGACCCCAGCACGCCGUUUGGCAGCAGCGACUUCCGCGCGUACAACAUUGACUUCCGGAACGAGUUUGCCCCGCGGUCGGUCGGGCCCGCGCACGCACUAGGCGUGAGUAGGGCGAACGCCGGGUUCUACUCGUGUGGGUUCUACAGUUAUCAAGACACGAUCUACAUCGGCAAGCUGGGCAACGCGUACUUCUACGACACCAUUGUCGCGGGGCAGACCGACUUCCUCUACGGCUUUGGCACGCUGUACAUUGCCAAGUCGCACCUGUCCAUGCGCAACUGCGGCGGCGGCAUCACCGCGUGGAAGGGCACCAACACGACCACCGCGGCUCCCAACAAGUACGGCGUGUACAUUUCGCAGACGCAGUUUCGGGCGGCCAACAGCUCGGUCGCGAGCAUCAUCAAGGACCGCUGCUCCCUGGGCCGGCCCUGGAACGACAUACACCGCAGCGUCAUCAUGGAGUCGUACUUUGACGAUAGCAUCCUGCCCGCGGGGUACACCGGCUGGGAGGGCAAGCCGCCGAACAACAACGGUGUUGGGGCGGGCACGAUUAUGGCGGUGCACAAGGUCUUCGGGCCGGGGUAUGACGAUGCAGCGGAGAGGGCCAGCAACAUCACCAAGGUGUUCGACUGGACGCAGGCGAGGCCGUACCUUAAGCCCGUCGAUGUGUUUGUGACGGACAAAGGGUUGCCGGACGUCAAGUGGCUAGAUCCUAUUGCGUGGCUGCCGUAG